Molecule: messenger RNA, 1119 nt
Organism: Humulus lupulus (European hop)
Lineage: Eukaryota; Viridiplantae; Streptophyta; Magnoliopsida; Rosales; Cannabaceae
Exons: 2
Coding region: 459-947 (162 amino acids)
Source: RefSeq, a predicted model, not a curated record
GAAAUUCUCUCUCUAAAAACUCUAUUUUCUCUCUCUAAAUAUUGAUUCAUAUAGUCUUGAGUUGGCAGAUUUUGUGUAGAGGAGAAACAAAAAAGAAAUCUCUUGUUUUCGAUUUGGGUUUCUUGGAAAAUCAUCAAACAAGAGAAAGCCAAGGAUUUUCUUUACAGUAAUAAAGUAAUUAAAGAGAUCGUUCUCUCUCAGACCCGAUAAAGAACAAAAAGGGCUUGUUUGGAAAAUAAGUUUAUUUGAAAUGGUUUUGAUGUGCGAGAUUUCGAUUGUCACAGAAGACAAGGUUGAAGAAGGCGAGUGGGAGAAGGAGAGAUAACACAGACCCAUACAAAGCCAAGUUCGCAGAAAGAAGUAGACACAAAAAAUAAAAAACCAAAAAUAAAAGAAAAAGAAGGAUUGGGGUUCAUUUUUUGUUCUUCUUAUUAUCUGCUUCUGCUGGGUUAUUGGCAAUGUCAACAACAAUAGUAAGCGAUCCAAUGGUGAUAUCAGCCCCAGAAAGCCAAGCAUCGGCGGCCGCAAAACUGGUUGUUCAAACCGAAAUCGAGUUCGCCAAAUGCGACUGCUGUGGAUUAAUAGAAGAGUGUACACCAGCCUACAUAGAGCGCAUCCGUGAGCGAUUUCAUGGCCACUGGAUUUGUGGACUAUGCUCCGAGGCUAUCAAAUAUGAGAUUGUUAGGUCCAAGAGGCUACUUAGCACUGAAGAGGCAAUGGCUAAGCACAUGAACUUCUUCAAGAAAUUUAAGGCCUCUGGCUCUACUCCUCCGCCUGAUCCUACGGUCCACCUAAUUUCGGCCAUGAGACAACUUCUACGUCGGAGUUUGGAUUCUCCGAGGGGUUUGAGAUCAACCCCAAGCAGCCCCAUGUCCAAAAUCGACUCGGAAAUUUGUGGUCCGGGCCUAACUAGAUCGGAGAGUUGCUUUUCUACUUUGACUGGUUGAUGUGGAGUUAGGGUGGUGUAGGAAUAAGAAUAAAAGUGAUAAAAAGUUCUUUGUGGACUUGGAAAUUCCAUUGGAAAAAGCCCAGAAAACUUUAUUGAAAAAAAACACUAGAUUUCUGAUCAUAUGUAGUUUGUACUAGUAGUGAUCAAUACCAAAAAUCUUUUUUUUUUUA